AUGCAAAUAUUGGGAGCCCUAACCAGGCCCGACUGCACACAAUCCUAUCAUCUGUUCUCCCCAAAUGUGCAAGCAUUCAUCAUCAUUUCUCAAUUUGAAAGCGGCUCACAAAUUUCAUGUUUAACUCUAAAUCAGCUUCGCUCGGCCAUGCUGGCCACUUUUGCGCCUGUGUUCGCUGAUUCUUUGUCGGCUACCGUUUCGACCCUGGUCGAUAAAAUGGACACAAAUCCUUCCGUUUUACUUCUCUUCCCUCAUGCUUGCCGCAUCUCUGAGUCCAUCAGUUUCAUCAAGAAAUUUCGGUCCAUCUAUGAACUUGACGGUUUAGAGUGUCUCCCAUGUGAUUCAAAUACUAUGAAAACUUUGGGAUUCUGCUUUUCUAAAUGUGAUUCUUAUAAGGGUUUUCGAGCGUCGCCGCAUAUGUUCCGCGUUGCUUGCAAGCUUUCUGAAUUAUGGGAAAGAAGUCGCACCUUCCGCGAUGACGAUACUUUGCAGGCUACGCAUAAUAACAGAAGCUCAUCUCUUCUAAUUGCUGGCCCCAAAGGAGCGGAGCAGUCCUCUCUACUCCGAUUUAUCAUUAAUUACUUCAUGACUGCUGCCCAACUGGAGCCCUCAACUCCAACACUUGAUCGUUGUAUUGCUGUUCUGGACUGUGUUGUUGGCCAGCCAGAGUUUACUCCCAAUGGUAUGAUUAGCCUCACUCUCGUUCGACGCCCGCCGUUCGGUCUCCAUUUUACGCAUUUAACCCUGUUAGAUCCUGCUUCUAUGUGUCAGUGUUUCGUCGGAUGCAUCAGCCCCUCAGGCAACCCCAAGUUUCACUUGCAAUGCUUGGUCCACAUAUAUGGUGCCCAUAAAGACCUACAGGAGCCUCGACCUCCUCUGCUUGUGAAUACGGUGGGCUGGACACAAGGGCUUGGUUUUGCUCUGUUGGUUGAACAGAUUCUGUUAACCAAACCUCAUGUUGUCGUGCAAAUCCAUCUGAAAGCAGAACAACCAGGAGUACGCCAGAAUCUUUCUAUGUUGGACCAAACCACUUUGCGCACAGCGCAGGGGUGGAAUUUCAAGGAUUUACCGCAAGAAGUAUUCAGACACAAAUUAGUGAUUAUUCCGUCGAUGUCCUUCCUUGGGACGCGUGAUCGAGUUCAGUAUGAAGCCCCGAUCAUCUUGAUCUGA
Messenger RNA from Dicrocoelium dendriticum, 1170 nucleotides. Lineage: Eukaryota; Metazoa; Platyhelminthes; Trematoda; Plagiorchiida; Dicrocoeliidae. The record is from the annotation of a GenBank genome assembly.